Bicyclus anynana (squinting bush brown) is the source of this 1786-nucleotide messenger RNA. RefSeq lists its product as uncharacterized. The transcript has a single exon. NCBI's taxonomy places the organism in Eukaryota, Metazoa, Arthropoda, Insecta, Lepidoptera, Nymphalidae. Bases 138 to 1412 code for a protein of 424 amino acids. The record is from RefSeq and is a predicted model, not a curated record.
UAUCUCCUCCAUGUCAUCAUCUUUUAGAAAGAAACCCGUAAAAGUUAAUAAAAACAUAACAUACAUUUUCAGAAGCAAAUGAGAAAAUAAUUCAGAAGAAGUCCCCACGAAGGCCGCGACCAGGUCAAACGAAGUUCAUGACGUCAGUGCUAACGAUACUGUCAAAAUCGACAACUGGUACUCAACACCCGGACCCCGAAAAACAGCAUGGCGAAAAAGAUCCUAAGCCACAGACAAAAAAAAUCAAGAAAACUAAAUACAAAUCGAGAAUUUUAAACAAAGAAAUGUUGGAAUCGGAACUGGACCAACUGAUUGUUUUGCAACCCAGAAGAAACAUCGCACAAUCGUCUUCAAAUGUCUCUAGUAAACACGCCAGUGAUCUUAGCAACUUAACUGAAACAAAUGAACCAAGAAAACCUACUAUAAAAGAUAUCUUAAAAAAUAAUAAUGAAGAAGCUGAAGUCACUGAAGCUGUUUUAGAGAAAUAUCCAAAAAGAGUAAAGAAAUUAAGAAUUCUCGAUGAACCAGAAACGAUGGCUGCCGAAAUAGCGAAGAAAGACGACAAUAACAUUUAUAAUUUCUUCGUCGAUUUACUAGAAACAACUAUUAGUGUAUGUAAUUUAAAUCAUGCUCAUGAAUCGAGUGAUUCUUUACAUACAGCUAUAGAAAUUGAAGAUGCGGUUAUCAAAAAGCUUGAUAUCAAAAAUAAUAUACAAUCACCUAUAACUCCAAGUCCCAAUGCAUCUAAAUAUAAAUUUGAGACUGACAAUUUUGAUGUUACCGAACCGAUCGUUAUGCCAGAGUUUUGUAGGCGCUCUAUAAUAAAACCGAGAAUUAAAGCUAAAUCAUUUAUAAACACUUACACUAAAGCCAAGUCCGGAUUAAAAUCGAAAAGCUUCGAUCACAAUGAUAAAUAUAAUAAAAAACAAAACAAGAAAGACAUUAUAAAACUUUUAAAAGAAGAGUUACAAAAAGAAGACAUUUACAAUGAGCCUGAAAACCUAUUUGAAGCUUUGAAAGUAAUGGCGAAAAACAGCAGACGGAACGAAAAAACAACACGUUUUCAUGAUGAAGAAAUAAACAAACGAAAAACGGAUUUAGAUUGUAUGUUCGAACGUAAAAAGGUAAUAUCGUUUGGUGCCAAAAAAAAGAAAACACAUAUACCUGUUUCAAGAAAUAUAAACAACCAAAACAAUGAUCAAGAUGAUCGAGUAUUUGCACUUUCAAAGCAUUCUUUGGAAGUUAUUGGCUAUGAUUAUAUAGAACCUGCAAAAGUUGAAGGAGCAAAAACAAAACUAAUUUCUUUGAAUUAUCAUUCCUCUCCUUCAGUUAGCGGGUUUUUGGAUGAUGAUAAGGCAUUAUGUUACCAUUUGGACAGUUUGAGCAGUGAUAUUUCACGAUUCAAUCGUUGACUGGUUGAAUAGGACUUCCAGAAUUUAAAAAACAACCUCCAUUCUAACCUAAGGUAAUAAACUAUUAAAUUACAUACUCAUACAUUUAUUUAUCCUUUUUUAAAACGCCCCGACACAAAAAGAAGAGUGUCUGUCUGUCAGUCUGUCUGAAGCACCAUAGUUAAAAAAUGUUUAAAAACCCUCAAAUAUCAUGAAAUUACAAAUUACACUCUCGAUCAUAUUCUUUUUCAGUGCGCUUUCAUUUGAGACCCCACUCGAGUAUAUUUGCAGACAUUCGGUUGUUCUUCCCAACUUUCACCCCCACAACUUUUAAACGGCUCAACCGAUUUUCAUCAAACAUGUCUAAGAACACUCGCACAUAAGUCACCUUUCAU